AUGCCUUCCAAAUUCACCGAGAUCCUCGAACCGGGUUAUCAGACGACAUCCCCUCAAGAUGAUGUCCGGCUGGAAGAUAUCAUAGGCGCCGCCAACAUGUCUCGGAGUCGAGAAUCAUCCGAAGCCAGCUCAAGAAGCACCAGUUCGUCGAGUGGCGACAGCGAACCCGUUGAGGAGAAGCCCAGACGGAAACGGCUCUCUCGCCUCUUGUCAGGCGGCAAGAAGUGA
Molecule: messenger RNA, 228 nt
Organism: Cladophialophora carrionii CBS 160.54
Lineage: Eukaryota; Fungi; Ascomycota; Eurotiomycetes; Chaetothyriales; Herpotrichiellaceae
Exons: 1
Coding region: 1-228 (75 amino acids)
Source: RefSeq, a predicted model, not a curated record